Messenger RNA from Cheilinus undulatus (humphead wrasse), 312 nucleotides. RefSeq names its product alpha carbonic anhydrase 8. The transcript has a single exon. Lineage: Eukaryota; Metazoa; Chordata; Actinopteri; Labriformes; Labridae. The coding region runs from base 1 to 312 and encodes 103 amino acids. The record is from RefSeq and is a predicted model, not a curated record.
AUGGAAGGUGACCAGACUGAGAGCCCUAACCCUACCCUACCCUACCCUGACCUACCCCUACCCUACCCCUACCCCUACCCUACCCAACCCUACCCCUACCCUACCCCUACCCCUACCCUACACCCUGCCUGCCUGCCUACCUGCCCUACCUGUCAGCCUGCCCUGCCCUGCCUACCCGGCCCUGCCCCCUGCCCUACCACCUACCCUGCCUGCCCCUGCCCCUGCCAUGCCUGCCUGCCACCCUUCCACUGGCCUGCCUGCCCUGCUCCCUAUGCCCCUACCCUGCCCUGCUGCCUGCCCUGCCCUGCCUAG